Baudoinia panamericana UAMH 10762 is the source of this 870-nucleotide messenger RNA. RefSeq lists its product as uncharacterized. Gene Ontology annotation, cellular component: intracellular anatomical structure. NCBI's taxonomy places the organism in Eukaryota, Fungi, Ascomycota, Dothideomycetes, Mycosphaerellales, Teratosphaeriaceae. The record is from RefSeq and is a predicted model, not a curated record. Gene Ontology annotation, molecular function: oxidoreductase activity, acting on NAD(P)H, oxygen as acceptor. Bases 1 to 870 code for a protein of 289 amino acids. The transcript has 2 exons.
AUGACAUUGUCUGAUGCCUCUUCCCCUACAUCGCUCACGUCUCCACCUCCACCACUACCCGCCACUCUAAGCACCGACGAUAGAGCUAAAGCAAGAUUUGCCGUAGAGGGUAACGUUGUUGUCACAGGCGGCGCCGGCACUCUCGGUCUCUCAGCCGCACGAGCACUCCUUGAACAUGGUGCCUCUGGCUGCUGUCUCUGGGAUCUGGAGUCGACACUUCGCUCAUCACAAAAUCAACUCGCCACUCUAGCAAAAGACUUUCCGAAAGCCCGUGUCUUCGGCGUAGUGGUCGACGUGACCGAUGCGGAAGCCGUCAAGGAAGGCAUUGAUGCCGUCGUGCAAACGGUCGGCGGCGUUGAUCACCUAUUCUGUUUCGCCGGCAUCGUCGGGUGCGUUCACGCCAUGGACAUGACCGACGUUCAGUGGCGCAAGACCUUGGAUGUCAACGCCACGGGCUCCUUCCUGUGUGCUCAAGCGGCAGCACGGCAAAUGGCUGCGCAGAAGAAGGGCGGGUGCAGCAUCACGCUGACAGCUUCCAUCUCCGCUCAUCGAGUCAAUUACCCGCAGCCCCAGGUAGCGUACAACGUGAGCAAGGCCGCCGUUGUGGCUCUAAAGUCAAGCUUAGCGGCUGAAUGGGCUGUUCAUGGCAUCCGCGUGAACAGUAUCUCGCCAGGCUAUAUGGACACCAUUCUUAAUGCCGGCGAAGGCUCAAUCAAAGAAGCGAGAGAUGUCUGGGCGAGCCGAAACCCGAUGGGCAGAAUGGGUGCUGUGGGUGAGCUGGACGGCAUGUGUGUGCUGUUAGCGAGCAGAGCCGGGAGCUAUAUCAAUGGCGCUGAUAUGGUCAUCGAUGGCGGCGCGAUCGCAUUUUAA